AUGCUACCUCCUAUGGUGGUCGGUGGUUUGCUUGGGGUCUAUCUCUACACGUGGCUUCCUGAAAUAUUCCAAUUAGUGCUCUAUGUAUUCACUGCUAUUCUCGCAUCAUGUAUGGGCUUCAAGAAGGGCAUAGGCUUGUGGAAAUCCGAGACAGAAGGGGCGUCUAGUGCUGGCCAACUAGGCGUGGUGCCACCGCCCUGCGUAACUGAAGAUACAGUGCUACCGUCCGUGACAUCAAGAGCUCGGUCCAUCUCGCUUUCACUGAAAUAUAAGAAGGCUAUUCUCAUCACUACUCUGUUGGCUGUGUGGAUAGCAGUUAUCCUCUCACGCCUGUUAUUGGGCUCGUCAUCUACGCCAAGUAUCAUUGGCAUCCCUUACUGCACCGGUCUCUACUGGGCUCUCUCCGUCAUCGUGUGCAUAAUGCUGAUGGCUGUGCCCGGUUUAUUUGUCGUAGCUAUCAAGUCGGCAGCCAUGUUGAAAUUGGCUGUGAAGCUCUCAGGAGCUAUGCUCUGUAAUGCAACAGCCAAGAGCUCUGCACUUGUCCUUGGAAAUAUCAUAGGUAUCGGUUUUAUAGCAGCCUUGGUUGGCCAGGGUGGUGGGAGUUUGAUAACGCCGUUGCUUCUUUACAUGGAGCUAAACCCUCAACAAGCUGCAGCGACAGGCUCUGUCGUUAUGCUCAUCACAAGCUCUAGUUUGGCGUUGUCUUUUGGCCUCGGGGGCUUCCUGCCCGCUGCCUCUGAUAUGUGGAUCGCAGUUCUGCCGUUUUUCGGGGCCUUACUCGGCGACUUGCUCCUAUCUAGAUUGCUCUUAUGGAGCCGCAGACUGAGUUUCCUCGCUCUCCUUUUGGCCGCUUUAGCCAUGACAGGCGCAAUGACCUGCCUGACAGACAUCCAACCGCAAGGUGAACACUAUAAUGGUGACACUCACCCCCAGGGAUCCAUGCAGCUUUGUGAUUAA
Molecule: messenger RNA, 957 nt
Organism: Perkinsus marinus ATCC 50983
Lineage: Eukaryota; Perkinsozoa; Perkinsida; Perkinsidae
Exons: 4
Coding region: 1-957 (318 amino acids)
Biological process (GO): protein ubiquitination
Cellular component (GO): Cul4A-RING E3 ubiquitin ligase complex
Source: RefSeq, a predicted model, not a curated record